Messenger RNA from Alosa alosa (allis shad), 3670 nucleotides. RefSeq names its product syntrophin, gamma 2 (gene sntg2). The record is from RefSeq and is a predicted model, not a curated record. Gene Ontology annotation, cellular component: dystrophin-associated glycoprotein complex; intracellular anatomical structure. The transcript is spliced from 17 exons. Bases 423 to 2051 code for a protein of 542 amino acids. Gene Ontology annotation, molecular function: protein binding; structural molecule activity. Lineage: Eukaryota; Metazoa; Chordata; Actinopteri; Clupeiformes; Clupeidae.
GCGGCAGCAGGUGGAGGAGGCAACAUGCUGCACAGAUUGCGCUUCGCGCCUCUGCGACUACAUCGUUUUCUACAGAGAGCAGCUGGCAUCAGGGUGCAACGGUCACUUCAAAGCAGCCUCUUCCAGUUGUUUCUGCUCCACGACGACCAUGCUCUGAAAUAUAUAUAUUUUUUUCUACUUCAUCGUUGUCUAACAAUGGCAAAAUAUCGACAAUGUUGAAGUAUUGAGGACGUCUACCUGACAACUUGUGCUGACAGGGUAGGCUUCGUUUGAAGUAUUUUUCGAAGAGUACAGAAUGCGCGUCCCUCCGCCGUUGGACCACGGAGAGACAUCGGCGGACUGAACUUACCAGUGACUGUUGGAUAAAUGACUGAUCAAAGUCUCUUUGACUUCAGGGGACAGAGCCUGCGGCUGAAUGGGCAAUGAACGUGGCCGGCAAGCACCAACCUGAUAUUAUUGAGCGACCAGCUAGUCUCUUAGUGCCAACAUGGACAAAAUCCGGCCUUGCCCUGGUGUAUAAUGAAGAUAGUGGUAAUACCUAUGAUAUCCGUCUAAAGCUGUCGAAAGAGAUGCUAACCUUACAGAAACAGGAUGUGGUCUGUGUGCAUGGAGGGGACCCCCACUUAAAUCACAGAACUGUUGUACUUCGAAGACAGCCGACUGGAGGUCUCGGACUAAGCAUCAAAGGGGGUGCUGAACACAAAGUGCCUGUGGUUAUUUCAAAGAUUUUUAAAGAUCAAGUAGCAGACCAGACAGGGAUGCUGUUUAUCGGUGAUGCCAUGUUACAGGUUAAUGGCAUCAACGUUGAGAAAUGCACUCAUGAAGAAGUGGUUCACCUUCUGCGUACGGCAGGAGAUGAAGUCACGCUCACUGUUCGGUACCUCAGGGAAGCUCCAGCUUUCUUAAAGCUGCCAUUAGGCUCUCCAGGACCUUCCAGUGAUGACAGCAGCCGAGCGUCCUCCCCUCUCUUUGACAGUGGUUUACAUUUAAAUGGGAAUUCAAGCAACACGGCCCCGUCGUCGCCCUCCUCGCCCUCGGCUAAUGAACCAAAGUAUGAGAAGCGCUGGGUGGACGCAGUGUCCCUCCCUCUGGCCAUGGCCCGGGUCUCCAGACACAAAGCCGGAAGCCAUAAAUUAAGGUCCAACAGUUUUGAAGUAUUUGCCUUAGAUGGAUCAUGCACCAAUGUUCUACAGUUUUGCACAGCAGCAGAAAGCACAGACUGGCUUCAAGCAAUAUCAACCAACAUUAACGAUUUGACACACGAGAAUAUAAAAAUGGCCAACCAGGGCUUCUCUCCUGAUGAUCAAAUCAUCCAUAUGGGUUGGGUCUGUGAGCACCUCCAGUCACUCCAGUCAAGCGACGCCAGCCAGACUCACAGCUACAAGUUCCUGGCUCUCAAAGGAUCCUCCCUCUACGUCCUCAGGAGUCCGCCUGUCAGUAUGUCAGACUGGGCUCAGGCCGAAGCGACCUUCAACCUCUGUGAGGUUCUCUUUAAAGUUCACAAGCUAUGGAUUGCGGAGGACUGCUGGAUCCAGGCGAAGCUGUAUCUGGGCUUGCAGCAGGACUGCGAGCUGCGGGACAACGAGCCGUUCUGCUUCAACGUGCUGGUGGGCCAUGGCCAGAGCCACUCCUUCAGCGUGGAGCUGGGCUCGGACCUGGCGCUUUGGGAGAAGGCUUUCCAGAGGGCCGUGUUCGCCGAAGUGCGCCGAGUGGGAUCGAAGACAUACAUGUGCAGCAGUCAUGGGAGAAUACUGUGUUUCACCAUCGACUUUGACGCCGGCUUCUCUUGCUCAGAGAGCAUAUCAAAGAAAAUCCUUUGGAGGUACAAGUUCUCCCAGCUAAAAGGCUCCUCUGACGAUGGCAAGACGAGAGUGAAACUCCUCUUCCAAAACUCGGAAAACAAACAAAUCGAAAUGAAGGAGUUGGAAUUUGCCAACCUGACGGCAGUGCUUCAUUGCAUACAUUCCUUCAUUGCCGCCAAAGUGGCCUCGGUGGAUCCCGUCUUCGUCAACAAUCAAAGCAUCACCAGGAAAUACAUGGGCAACAGCUAGAGAGUGUUUUCAUGUACAUGUGACAUCCUUUCUCCUAAGUCGACUGACUAUUUUAUGCACAAAUUCUAUAGAUAUAUUUAGUUCUUGUUAUUUUUAUAUGACUUGUAAAAUAAGAUCAAUAUGUGAAAGAAACAAACCUUUUAGGGUAGAGGAUAUUUUGACAUGCAUCAACUAAUAAUUUGGUACUGACUUUUUUUUCCCUUUCACCAGUCUGCUCCAAAUGGUGGUCAUGUAGCAUAGCAAAUAUUGACACAAACUUGGUCAGAUGAUUACUGAGAGCAUGUGUUGCAUUUAACAAUUAAUGAAAGACACAAAAGCUAAACCUGAAAAUGUGAACAGUCUGGGUGGUGAAUUUAAAGACUUUUUUGGAAAAAAUGGAAAGUCUCUGUGUACAUAUGGAUUGUCCAUACCUUAUGUAUUUUGUUCGGAUUUCUCAGAGUGGUGUUCUCCUUGUUUUAUUUUUAUUUAGUGACAUUAAUGACUUUGACACUUAUUUCAUCAUUCGAAAAUGCUGUUUGUUUUUUUAGUUUUCAAUUGAAAAGUGAAAGUAUGUUUCUGUGUAUGUGAGAGUUCCCCUGCAAGUGUGCAUGUAUGGAGAGUAUGCCCACUAGUAUAUUAAUAUGUCAAAUAUACAAACGCAAGCAACACAGUAUUUUAAUUUCACACAAUUCCAUUUCCAUGAGUAUUAUGCAUUGAAAAGUCAUGGAAGAAAUAUUUCACCUCAAAACCCAACAAAAUUUAAUAAAGUAUGAUAAUGCGUCUUUCAUGUGUUCAUAAUAUCCAGGUGUAAUUUAACAUAAUCCUGAAAUCCUGGGCCAAAGCAAAAGGAAAUUACCAGUUUAUUUAUGAGUAAGAUUUCAAAGAUGUAAAUGUAAGGAUAUCAGUGCUUUCAAAAAUGUUCCUGUCACACAGGUGUCAACGCUGUGCUUGCAUAGAGCGGAAAGUAAUUUUAUUUUAUUUUCCUUAUUAACCCUGCGUCAGUUAAUGGAUCUUUCUCUCUUUUCAGUGUGUGUUAAAGCUCUUCAUUCGAUCCCAGCCCAGAUCAAAAACAGACUAAUAGCACUUUCUCAAACCUCAUUAGCCCAAUCUCCUUCAUCAAAGAAGCAAUUCAGUGGGAGACUAAAACACAUUUGCAUGUAUGGUUUGUGUAAAAGUUAUAUGAGAGAAAGCAUCAAUCUUUGUUUCCCAGUUAGAGGUGCUUUUGUCUGACAUUAUUUCAGCAGUUUGAUAUUUGCAUUUUCCCUAACGAAAGCAUUCUUUCAUAGCCACAACUUAAAUGGAAAUUAUGGAAUUCACAUCAACAUAUCCUAUGUUAAUGUUAAUUCCAUUACCUUCCGAAAAUAAUUCAGAUGUUCCAACUGAAAAAGAAAACUGCUUCCUCUAGUGAAAAUUCUUUCUCUAUUAGUUAUAUUCUUCAAUCCUCUCGCUUCCUCCAAGGAGGGAGAAAGACAUGGAUUUACUUUUUGAUGCAGCUGAACUAUUAAAAAUCAGAGUGUUCUUGACACUUGGUGAAGUACUGAAUUCUUCAUUUGACUUGGAAGACCCCUAAGAAUUGGCUCAUUAGUUACUGACUAAGCCAUUAAUUACUCAGUGAAUAUUUUACCACCUUCUUGGAACUG